AUGAUGUUAAAUCCCAAGAAAUGUGUCUUUGGGGUCACCUCGGGAAAAUUUUUGGGUUACCUCGUCUCAAGUCGAGGCAUUGAAGCUAAUCCAGAUAAAGUGAGAGCGAUCCAGGAAAUGUCUCCACCUCGGUCCAUCCGUGAGAUGCAGAUGCUCACAAGGCGGUUGGCAACCCUGAACCGGUUCCUGUCGCUAAUACCUUCACCACCUCCCAACGCUUACCUCGCCUCGGCCAGGGGACAAGCUGUUUUGUACCUGUCUGCCGCGGCCGAAGCAGUAAGCGCAGUGCUGAUAAGGGAGGAGGGUGUACAAAUACCAGUCUAUUAUGUCAGCCGAGUCCUCCGGGGUCCAGAAACCAGGCAAGUCUUAUCACGGCCGGAGGCUUCCGGACACCUUACUAAAUGGGCCAUUGAGUUGGGAGAGUACGACCUGUCUUACGAACCUCGGACGGCUAUCAAAGCUCAAGCCCUGGCGGAUUUUUUGGCCGAACUCACGUUCGAUGAGAUGAAUAAGUCAACCCCGGCCACCGCUGAGCCUCAGCAGUGGAUUCUGCAUGUGGAUGGCUCGUCUAACAGUGAGGAUAGUGGAGCAGGUUUGCUCCUCGAAGACCCUCAGGGAGAGGUGUGCUCAUAUGCCUUAAGGUUUGACUUCGCUGCUUCUAACAACGAAGCCGAAUACGAGGCAGUCAUUGCCGGACUCCAGCUAGCCCGCAAACUCGGCGCUGGGCACAUCUUGAUUUACAGUGACUCCCAACUCGUCGUGUGCCAGAUAUUGGGUGAAUAUGAGGCCAGAGAAGAGGUCAUGCAUCGCUACCAUGCCAAGGUCCACCAGUUGAUCGCACACUUCGAGUCUUUCGAAAUCCAAAGGAUACCACGGUCACAGAACAAACGAGCUGACGCCCUCUCUCGGCUCGCCUCCACCUCGUUCUCUGACUUGAACAAGUCGGUACUCGUGGAAGUCUUAGCCGAGCCGAGAUACUUAGAAGAAGUCGUGUGCCCCGUUUACCCCGGUGACACCUGGAUGGGCCUCUUAAUCCGAUUUCUCAGUCGGGGGGAGCUCCCUGAUGACCGAGCUGAAUCGAGAAAGUUUCAGCGUAAAGCAGCUCGGUACGCUCUCUGA
Molecule: messenger RNA, 1119 nt
Organism: Coffea eugenioides
Lineage: Eukaryota; Viridiplantae; Streptophyta; Magnoliopsida; Gentianales; Rubiaceae
Exons: 3
Coding region: 1-1119 (372 amino acids)
Molecular function (GO): nucleic acid binding; RNA-DNA hybrid ribonuclease activity
Source: RefSeq, a predicted model, not a curated record